GAAAACUAACACUACAUUAUUGCCAAGUAAAAAGGCUAGAAGGUGAAUAUUCUUCCAAAACUAACACUACUUUAUUGCCAAGUAAAGAUGCUAGAAGGCGAAUAUUUUUCCAAAACUAACACAACGCUAUUGAAAUGCUAGAAGACAACAUUUUUACAGUGACCCUUAUGUAAACUGAAUAUAUAUAGAAAAGUACAGGAGGCUAUAAAUCCUGUAACUUGUAUGCUUAAAGAAACAUUACAGAAUGAAGACUAAGAUUUGUAUAAAGGAAAGUUGGGGCAACAGUUCACAAUAAUGUUAUCAUCUAAAGAGCAGAAAAUCAUUGUGGUGCCAAAAAGGUCAGGUCGACCCAAGAGCAGGAAAAUCAAAAUCACUGUGGUGCCAAGAAGACCAGAUGGCUGGUAUUUUUAGAAAUGUGUUACGGGGAGUUGUGGGGUACAUUUGUGUAUAAAAUGUAUGUGAAACUGACAAUCGAGGUUCAAUUCUGCAGAGUUGAUCCGGCUUUGUGCACCUGUGCAGUAAAGUCUAACUUUUCUGAAGAGCUUGCUGCUGUGGUGUCUUUUCCCUCGUUAAGUAGUUUUCUACAAAUUAAUGAUUGGACUUUGAAUUCUGUCGGUUCCUAGACGCGACACAAGGUCAGUUAACGUUCACUUUUAGCUUUCAAUUUUCCAGCUGAUGGUAUAACUUCGUAUCUUUUUUUUUUGUUUUUUUUUUUUGAACGAAGUGCAGUCAAAAUUCACAAAAUCCCUACGAUCUCCCCAGUCUCUGAAUAUUCUUAAAUUGAAACUUGCUGUAUGAUCAAGCCACCAUUCUAACUUUCAGUUUUCCGAGAAAUUAUGAUUUAAUUCUUCUGCCCUCUGGCGGGUGUCUACUGGUAGCCUAAUAGUCGGUAGGAGAUCUCACAUACUGUAGCCUACAUACAAUAAAUGGACGACAAAGCCAGCUCUUGCAGGUGAGAAUUGACAAUGGCAUCCCAAGACGCGCUUCCCAAAGUGAAAAGAGAACGUCUUGAAAGCCAGGAUGAAGACCUGGCCACAGGUGGAGACAGAGAGGAGACAGAGGCAAAGAGUGCAAAGGGUGAAGACCUGGCCACAGGUGAAGACAGAGAGAAGACAGAGGCAAAGAGUGCAAAGCAGGCUGAAGACCUGGCCACAGGUGGAGACAGAGAGGAGACAGAGGAAAAGAGUGCAAAGCAGGCUGAAGACCUGGCCACAGGUGGAGACAGAGAGGAGACAGAGGAAAAGAGUGCAAAGCAGGAUGAAGACCUGGCCACAGGUGGAGACAGAGAGGAGACAGAGGCAAAGAGUGCAAAGCAGGCUGAAGACCUGGCCACAGGUGGAGACAGAGAGGAGACAGAGGAAAAGAGUGCAAAGCAGGCUGAAGACCUGGCCACAGGUGGAGACAGAGAGGAGACAGAGGAAAAGAGUGCAAAGCAGGCUGAAGACCUGGCCACAGGUGGAGACAGAGAGGAGACAGAGGAAAAGAGUGCAAAGCAGGCUGAAGACCUGGCCACAGGUGGAGACAGAGAGGAGACAGAGGAAAAGAGUGCAAAGCAGGCUGAAGACCUGGCCACAGGUGGAGACAGAGAGGAGACAGAGGAAAAGAGUGCAAAGCAGGCUGAAGACCUGGCCACAGGUGGAGACAGAGAGGAGACAGAGGAAAAGAGUGCAAAGCAGGAUGAAGACCUGGCCACAGGUGGAGACAGAGAGGAGACAGAGGCAAAGAGUGCAAAGCAGGGUGAAGACCUGGCCACAGGUGAAGAGAGAGAGAAGACAGAGGCAAAGAAUGCAAAGGCAAGAUUAAGAUUUGACUUUCUUAGAGCAGAGAUGCUGUGGAAAUUUAAUUUGUCACUGCAGUUAUAUACACCCUGGACAG
This is a messenger RNA of Anguilla anguilla (European eel), 1875 nucleotides long. RefSeq names its product vicilin-like seed storage protein At2g18540. Bases 1021 to 1803 code for a protein of 260 amino acids. The record is from RefSeq and is a predicted model, not a curated record. The transcript has 15 exons. Lineage: Eukaryota; Metazoa; Chordata; Actinopteri; Anguilliformes; Anguillidae.